Striga asiatica is the source of this 723-nucleotide messenger RNA. The record is from the annotation of a GenBank genome assembly. NCBI's taxonomy places the organism in Eukaryota, Viridiplantae, Streptophyta, Magnoliopsida, Lamiales, Orobanchaceae.
AUGCCCGACGACCACCACCCAGAACAGAGCAGCCCCGCGCGCACCAAACGUUGGAGUCCUCCCUUCCCCGUUACUCUCUUUUCCGCCGCGAGGCGAACCCCUCUCUUCUCGCCGGCGUUAAUUGCAGCCGCCGCCGCGAGGCACCCCAUCCCUAGCACCGCCGUGAUCUGCGACCAUCCACCGCCGCGAGAAGCCCCUAUUCGUCGAGCCCAGCCAGCCGCCGACGAGAAAUUCUGUCCCACAGUCUCUGCGAGCAGACCCGUCGCGAACUCCUCUCAUCGCUGGCGCCUCAGCGGUCGUCUCGAGAACCUCCGUCACCUAGCUGCCAUCGCACGUCGAGAGCAGAAGCCCUCUGCCUCUGAGGAGUUUUGGCCAUCCCAGCAAGCACACGAAACAGAGAUCCGUCCGGGAGGAGCAGCUCACAUCGCGGUGAACAAACUCGAUCAGCCAUUGCCGCACCUCAACUGUGAGCAACAGUUGUUCGACCGCCGUCGUUUGAGCCACCCGAGACGGAAACCGCGAGCCGAGGCGAGUCCGCACUGGGCGGAGAAGAGCCGUCUGAGGCCUACCGUGCACGCACCGGACAGCAGCGGCAGAGACGAGCCGACCACGUUCAGCCCGAGCCUUUGUGUGGGUCGGGCAGCCGUCACGGGUUGUCGGGCUGCAGCAAACCGGGAGCCAAGAACCGAAUUUUCUCUAUUUUUAUUUCCGGAGUUAUUGUGA